Messenger RNA from Caenorhabditis briggsae, 339 nucleotides. Lineage: Eukaryota; Metazoa; Nematoda; Chromadorea; Rhabditida; Rhabditidae. Gene Ontology annotation, biological process: regulation of phosphorylation. Gene Ontology annotation, molecular function: protein serine/threonine phosphatase inhibitor activity. The record is from RefSeq and is a predicted model, not a curated record. The coding region runs from base 1 to 339 and encodes 112 amino acids. The transcript has 2 exons. Gene Ontology annotation, cellular component: cytoplasm.
AUGCCGUUUGGUGAGAAGCAUGCUCGUUUCGGUGACUCCAAGUCGCGAAUGGAGGAUCGUAGCCGAGUGUUGACCAUGAAAUACGGUAAACAGCAAAUGGCACUGAUCCGGAAACGUAUGAAGGUCGAGAACUGGAUCGAAACAGAAGUCACCGAAUUGUUCAAUGGAAAUGAAAACAAUACCGUAGACAUCGAUCUCGAUGUUAUCCAAGAUAUCGAAGAUGUGACAGGAAAACGCAAGUACGCCUUCGAGCAGCUUCAGAAAGCACAUUGUCCAUGCUCAAUGGACAAGAUUAUCAUGUUCUUGGACGAGCUCAUCACCCAACUCAACACUCUCUAA